Molecule: messenger RNA, 2007 nt
Organism: Temnothorax curvispinosus
Lineage: Eukaryota; Metazoa; Arthropoda; Insecta; Hymenoptera; Formicidae
Product: NECAP-like protein CG9132
Exons: 3
Coding region: 480-1238 (252 amino acids)
Biological process (GO): endocytosis
Cellular component (GO): clathrin vesicle coat; membrane
Source: RefSeq, a predicted model, not a curated record
GGAAACAGUUGACGUCGAAUCGACAUUGAACGCCGCGGCGCCGAUAAGACAAACGUGUUAAUCAUUCCCCUCGUAAUCACGUUCCUGUCGGUGAGUCACGCUUCCUCUGGCGGCGGCUCUGGCUUCCGUGUAAAAAAUAAUCAACCGGCCCGUCUAUACCCGUUUGGUUUAAUCUAUGGACAACUCGUGGGCGGAAAGGUUUUUACGGCGGAGGCGAUGAGAGGAAGGGGGUGACCAAGUGUGACAGGACUGACAGGAGGCGUGACUCGAGAUACGAGUUAUCAACGCACGGCUGAUCGCAGCGGGGAGUCGGGGACAUUUGUCAGGGGAGCGCAAACGAACCACGAACCUUCAAACGGUACGGUAGCCUUUCGUGGACUGCGUGGAGUAAGGCCCUCCCCCCCGUGAUCGUCCCUGCGACCUGCGAGCCUGCGACGGCUGCGACUCGUCUCCCGUGAAGAUCGUCGUCGGCAAGCGCGAUGGAGACGUACGAGAGCGUUCUCCUGGUCAAGUCCGAGGUGUUUGUCUUCAAAAUUCCGCCAAGGUCGACCAACAGGGGUUAUCGAGCAGCCGAUUGGAACCUGCAGGAACCCUCCUGGACCGGUCGCAUGCGAUUGGUGUCACAGGGCGACAGCAUCACGCUAAAGCUAGAGGACAAGAUCACGGGCGAACUGUUCGCCAAGUGUCCCAUCGAAACUUAUCCUGGGAUAGCGGUAGAACCGGUCACCGACUCAUCCCGAUAUUUCGUCCUGAGGAUCCAAGACGAUAAUGGACGGUCAGCGUUCAUAGGUGUCGGUUUCUUGGACAGGUCUGACAGUUUUGAUCUGAAUGUCGCUCUUCAGGAUCACUUCAAGUGGUUGAAGAAUCGGGAGCAGAUCGAGAAGGAGAAGGAGAAGCCGAAACAGGAGUUGGAUCUCAGAUUUAAGGAGGGCGAAACUAUCAAGAUUAACAUGAAGAUUACCAAAAAGGAUGGCAGCGAGGUUGCGUCCAAGUCCAGACAACGUAAUCCGGCCGUAGGUCUGCCGCCUCCCCCAGGUGGUGUCAAGAUUGCUCCACCACCAGCAAAAACUCCUACUUCCUCACCGGCGCACAAGCCACCACAAAGUCAAAAUCAAGAUGGUACGAGUUCAGAGUGGGGCGAAUUUGCUAGUGCUUCUCAGUCAGCAUCGGCCGCAGCACCGGCAUCAGGACCGGCACCAGCACCCACAGUGGCCAAUGCCAGUUGGGUGCAAUUCUAACUUUUAGAAUAUAUGUAUAUAAUGUUAUACAUAGAUAUUUGCUUCAGUAUAUACACAUAGUGAUUUUGAUAUGGAUGGUCAAGUUUUGGAAACAUGUUGGAAACUACUCAUUUUGAAAACUCCUGAAAAUGGAGUUUUGCCGUAAUGAUGACUUUUAAAUCAAAACGUUCAUUGGAUACUAAAAUAAUCAUUGAAAAUUUUUUGACGUUAAUAAAUAACAACUUAAUUUUUCAAUGUCUAAACGGACUGAUAAUUUUUAUAAAUAUUGCUAACAUACAAUGCCAACAUAUAAUACAAUAUUAGAAACGUAUAUCUAUGUAAACUUUCAAAGCAUUUUUGUACAACUUCAUGACGAAGAGAGAGUGUUUAUAAAUUGAAAAGAAAGCGACUUCAGAUCUAUGCUAAUACGAUUCUUUUUCUUAGAAUGGAUAGAAUAUCUAAAAUUUGGCCAUUUAUGCUGAAAUCGUUCUUGUAUAUUAAAGUAAAUGAAAUAAUUGAUUAUACACGCAUAUGACAUGAUAAACGUAUUAAGCUAGAGAUUUUAAGGUGACUAUUGCAAGUCUUUAUGAAUAAUGGAAAGAGAGUCUGAUGUAUAUUUUCCAAUACUAUAUAGCGUGUGGUGAAAAAUAUAGUAACAUUCGUGAGAGGGGUGAUAUUUUUCCAGUCAAAAAAGACGUUUUAAAGCAGUAUUAAAUCCUAAGGAAACCUAAAGCCUUCUAAGGAAGCCUUUCGUUAUAUUUGUUUUGUAAUAAAACUAUUUUUUAAUGAA